Messenger RNA from Lagopus leucura (white-tailed ptarmigan), 6316 nucleotides. RefSeq names its product calpain small subunit 2 (gene CAPNS2). Lineage: Eukaryota; Metazoa; Chordata; Aves; Galliformes; Phasianidae. The coding region runs from base 1803 to 2546 and encodes 247 amino acids. The record is from RefSeq and is a predicted model, not a curated record. Gene Ontology annotation, molecular function: calcium ion binding. The transcript has a single exon.
AGUCUGUUAACUGACUAGAAAUCUUGUUUGCAAUGUUUUGUUAAGAACUACAUACAAAAAGAAUACUUGUUUUGUUACGUCAAGCUUAGUAAACACUUCUUGGCUAGCAAUUCGUACAGGACAGAUAGUUGACUCAUACAGUUACCUUUGUAAGUUUGAGUGAAAAGAAAAGUUGGUUGGUUUGUAGCUUGUGAAAUGACAGUUAUCUCUUGGAAAGCUACAGCAUGAAGAUUACCAUCUUCAUUCUGCUGGUGGCUGAAUAUUUCCUUUUGCCUAUCCCAGAUUUUGAGUUCAUUUACAUUCUAACUGUUUAAUUAAGCAGUGUAGUUGUAAGUAGAUAACUUAAGGCAGAUUGAAGCUUAAUAGACUGUAUAGAAUCUGAAUCAUAGAAUUGCUCAGGUUGGAAAAGACCUUAAAGAUCAUCAAGUCCAACUGCAACCCAACCAUACUACUCCAACUCUAACAACGCUCUGCUAAAUGAUAUCCCUGAGCACCACAUCCAAACUGUUUUUAAACACGUUCAGGGAUGGUGACUCAACCACCUCCUUGGGGAGCCCAUUCCAGUGCUUAACAGCCCUUUCAGUAAAGAAAUAUUUAUGUUGUGUUUGUGAAAGGUUCUAUUAUACAUUCUGAAGACUCCUAUUGCCUGUCUUCAGCCAUAAAGAAGGAAUGUGCACGUGCUAAUCUGAUUAUUUAGGCUUUUCUCCAUAGUCAGUAGUGAUCUGUUUCAUGUUAUACUUCUCCCUGAAAGAUGGGAAAACUUGCUGUAUAAAUGUGCUCCCUCUGUCUACACCAGCAGCCCCAGUGAUUAGAGCAUAGUGUACAACUCGUUUUUCUUUAUGCUACAGUGCAAGCAGCAUACUUUAUUAGAAGUGCUUAUAAACUCAAGUUUGCUUCUUGGCUUGGGAGCUCUCCUAACACAGCAUCGUUCUUCCCAAUCAAGUUAACUUUAGCAGUACACUUGGCACUAGGAGGGCAUUUUGUUGUACAUGUUGAUUUAAACUUGCCAGAUUUUUCCAAAUAUAAAGGACUUACAGACUCUAAAAUAGAGAUAUAUAUUCCUGUAAAAUAUAUUCCUGUAUUUGCUGAAGGCAUAGAAGCUCUAGCAGAUAAGGUACUCAUCAUUUCCCCGUCCCUAUCUCCUCACCUUGGACCACUGGCUCCUAUGAAUGCAAAACUGAGUUCUGAAGCACAGCACAAAUACAAGACAAAUACAGUGUGGCAACCAAUGUAACUAAUGGCAGUGAAGACUCUUUUCAACUCACCUAUCUGGCAUAACUGCUUCAGUGACUAGAAUUAGCAAUAUAACACACAAUUCAUUAGAAAGCUAAAGACAUAAAAGUUUGCAAUCACAGUCAAGACUUUAGUAAGCUUUCUUAGUGUUCAUCUAUAGGGAGAUCUGCUUUACUGAGAAGCAGUCACACUGCCAGGGGUCUUUUCUAAUUAUUUCAAUUAUAACUUCUGCUGUGUGGCUUUCAGCAUCGUCAGGUUUUGUGGGUUUUUUUGUUUGUUUGUUUGUUUUUUUUCAACAAAGAUUUAUCAAAUGUCAUAAAGCUAAUUAUGCAGAGUAGAAGAAGAAAAACAGGAAUUUAUCCUAGCUGCUGGUGUGUGAAAAAGGAAUGUCAACGGCAGACAGAAACUACUGAGAUCUGCAGUAUUUCUGGCCUCUGGAGUCAUGCACAGGCAUGAUUAAGCAUGUAGAUUAAGCUGUGUUUUGUCCACACCCAGCUCAUACACAACACAGCUCUGGAGAGCUACAGAAUUGCAAGAUCUCUGAGUGACUCCCUUCGAAAACACUUGUGAUGUUCCUUGCUAAGGCUUUGCUGAGCGGAGGAAGUGGUAGUGGUCAAGGAGGGAGCCUUGUACGUGGCCUGGGAGGUCUCCUAACAGGAGGCAGACAUGGAGGAAAUCUUGGAGGACUUGUUGGAGGUCUUGUGAAUUUGAUAAGUGAAGCAGCAGCUCAGUAUAAUCCGGAGCCACCACCACCUCGCAGCCAUUUUACGAACGUGGAAGCUCACGAGAGUGAGGAAAUUAGACAGUUCCGUCGCCUUUUUGCCCAGCUGGCUGGAGAUGAUAUGGAAGUGUCUGCUACAGAGCUAAGAAAUAUCCUGAACAAAGUGCUUUCCCGACAUCAAGACUUGAAGACAGAUGGCUUCAGCUUAGACACGUGCCGCAGCAUGGUAGCUGUCAUGGAUACCGACACAAAUGGCAAACUGGGCUUUGAAGAGUUUAAGUACCUGUGGAACAACAUCAAGAAAUGGCAGUGUGCGUACAAGCGCUGCGAUACCAAUCAGUCCGGCAUUCUGGAGAGAGCUCAGCUGCCAGCAGCCUUGCAGGCUGCAGGGUUCCAGCUGAACGAACAGCUCUGCCAGGUGAUCGUGCGCAGGUAUGCCAGCGAGGAUGGCAGCAUGGAUUUUAACAGUUUCAUCAGCUGCUUGGUGCGACUGGACAGCAUGUUCCGGGCCUUCAAGGCGCUGGACCGCGAUGGAAAUGGGCAGAUCAAAAUGACCAUUGAGGACUGGCUGCAGCUGACCAUGUACUCGUGAAAGCAAAGCAGAAGAGAAUAAGCUUCAUUUGAAAGAUAUAGAUGGAAGACUACAAUGCUGUUGUGUUAUAGAACUGUAGCUGUUGCUUUAUUCUAAGGCAGAUAUAGCUAAAGAUAUUUUGCUUAGCUGUGAUUCCUCUUAUGUAUGCAUUAGCCUGCUUUUCUGAAGUUGUGUAAGUUGUCAGUUGUACAGAUGGUAAGAAAAUUAUCUCUAGACCCUGAAAUGAGGGAAUGUGUUGAAGGAUCAACGCUUAGUUACUUCUUCACUAAAUGUGGGCUUAUAAAGGAGUUUAAGUAUUAUAUAAAAAACUGUAAGUUUGGUAGUAUUUUGUGAUAUUACUGUGCCAAUUUGUCAGCAUUCACUAAGCUGAAAUAAAGCUGUGCUUGCCUGAAGGCAGUCAGUAGUAACGUUCAGUAGAUGGUGAUGGCUUAAUGGCUUAAAUGGUGUGGUUAUUUCUAAGCAGGGGGAUGAACAUUAAAGUUGCAGUGACUAUAAUGACCAAUUAAUAUUUUGCUUCCUUCCUACUACUUUUUCGUGCUGGUCUGCUGAAAUAAAAUCUGUGUGGUAUUGUCAGUUCUACUUGCCGGCAAAGACAAAAUUAAAGAUAACAGGCUACCUUAACAACCUUUUUCUCCUUCUGCAACUCUAUUACUAGUCUUUUCUCUCUCCUUGAAGCCUUAAUAUAGUUAUAAUGAAAACAGCUUAAAAUAUUGCAUUUAUAUUUAGGUUGCUGUAACAAUGUAGUCACACAGCAGCCAGCCAACAAAAAUCUACUUGUAGCUAUCAGAGGUGACUUUCGUCAGAGUGCAGCGUCCCACUUGAGCUAAGUGUGCAGUUUUGAGAUGUCAAUUUUUGAGUAAUAGAACGAGAAAUAACACGAACUGUCAAAGGCACACUAUUUCUGAAAUAAGGAUUACGUGGAUGAUGACAAGCAGCUUUUUCACUGUGGAGUGGCAAGGAAGGUUUCUCUGCAGGGCUCUGCUGCUUUAAAAGAAAAUUGUCUAGGGUGUGUGCUGGCUGAUUGGAAUGUGAAAUGAGGAGUGGAGCAGCACAGCCUGCGCAGAGACUCCAGAUGUAAGAGCCCAUGUGCCUCCUGCCCUCCUCACGGAGGUAUCAGUGACUAAUGGAGAAAUACCACACAGUAUCUGCAGGGCAACUGAAUACUAAAAUGGGGUUCUGUGGUUUGAUUUUGUUUCUAAAUUUCCAUAGCUUUGAUUUCUAAAUCUUACAGUCAGCAAUUAAUAUUUCCCAAGCUGAUGAAACCUCGUUGCUGCUAUGUUUGCAAAAGCCUUUUAAUUUUGGAAAAAAUAACUUACAACUUUUGCUUGGAUUUUUUGGUUUAAAAAAAAAACAACCUACGAGGUUUGCAUCAGAAUUUCCCUUUUGUUACUGGUUACAACUUGCAUGUAGCAACAAGCAGCUGAAAUUUCUGAGUUACAGCAAUAGCUUCUUACAUAAUGAGCCUGGAUAGGAAUAUGAGAUGUGCAACUGCAGUUCCUCUCCAGGUGUUCCAGUUGCAGCUUCUCUGUAAGCAACUCAGGGUGACUUGGCUAAUCAGAACAGGAACAAGUCACAAACACAUGAAAACAGGAAGAGGAAACUAGUUUCCUUUAAGAAAACAAGGUCUGUUGAGAAUACACUAUGCUUUGGAUGUUUUAAUGACAUAAAUACGAAUUCAUGAAUGUUAAUGUUAACUUCUGAUAUUUAGAGAAUUAGAACUUAGCUGACGUUGUGUUUCCUCAACAUAUACUUGGGUGCAUAGGGUGCAAACAGAGCAAGGUAUGUGUAGAACAACUAUGGCAAGUCUUCUUUGCAUUGAUGCUACAGAAACAUGGAGGAUUUUCUAGUGGUUUCAGUUUAACACCCAUGUGUUUGCAGCACCCUAUCGCUUUCCCUUAACCAAAACACCAGAGCAUCUGUAAGUUGGCCAACCUCUUAGGACUUAGUAGUAGUCACAACAUGAUCUUACAAGUAAAGUAACUUCAUUCUCAAAUGGCUGGAGUUCUCUGUGUCAGACUGCACUCAGUUCUGAUUAUUGGAUUUUAAUGCUUCAGCAAAAGUAACAUGAGCCUUAUUAGCUCUGUAGUUUCUAGAAUCUAGUAGUUUCUGAAUGAAAACAGCAUUUAUGAGAGAAUGUUGCCCUUCUCUAGUGAUGAAAAGCUGACAAAAUUUAUAUAUCCUUUGACAUGCAACUAUACCUUUGACAUGCUACCUUCAAGGUAACUUAGAUCUAUUCCAAUUUUUGCUAAAACAUUUCCUUAAAAUUGUAGGUCUUCAAAAUAUAGGAUGUUCAAAUGGUAGAUGCCUUGAAAAAGAUUGAUUAGACCAUCAGUGUAAAGAAAAAACAGUUAUCUGUGCAAACCAGUUCUGAAUUGUUAUUGAAUGGUAACUAAAAUCGAAUCUUAGUUUAAAAUCCUGCCAAAUGUGAAGCUUCCUGAAGUACUGGACGCACUGUGAUGCUGAUCAAGGACGAUCCUAAGAUCUCAGCUCAAUAUCAGAAAUCCGUGUUUCACAGAACGCAAGACUUCCAAAGCACUCUACAGAACAGCCUCAGCAUUUGUCCACUGGGGAGCUCCAUAUUCCACUGUUCAGUAGGAGGAAACUAUGAACAGAAAAGUUAAGACUGAUAUGCUGGAGUGGGCAUCAGAAGCUGGUGGGAGAGCCAGGAAUAGGAUCAAGAUCUGGCUGUAUGAGACAGAUUUACCCAGGAGACAGCCCGUCUGUUAAUUGCGUUGUCUGUGCUGUUCUCAGACUUAGGGAGCCCACUCUUUUGAUAAAAAAGAAAUUCUUCUUGAAAUGUACAGUGCAUUAUCCACAGAAGGAAAUCUGCUGUAUGUUUUUGUUUAAUUUUAGAACGUUUUUGACGAGUGUCCUUUUGGUGAAUAUUCCAAACUAUGGGCUACCAGUCAGGACAGCUGUGCUUUCAUUAACUGUCCCAUUGCAACGCUUACGGAGGCUUCUUCCCUACACUGGAUGUUUCCUAAAACCCUCAAGAAACUUUCAGGGUGGUCACAGGAACAUUACUGAUUUAAACAUGUAUUUCAGUGGAUUUCCUGUCUGGAAAUAUGAUGCAGUUUACAUAGAAUUGAUCACAAAUCCCAUCAAAGUAAAAUUCAAGUGUUUUGUUGGAACGGCUUUGUAGUGAGCACAUUCAAAUGUACUUUCAGAUCAAAACUGCAAUUAUCAAACAGGCUGCUACAAUUAAUUAAUUGCAUUUCUGGCUUACAAAGUAGGACAAUGUAUUUGCCUCAAAAUAGCAUGUAGGGCAAUGCAUUUGCUUCAAAGAAACGCUUAAGAGAGACCAUGUGCAUCAUCAGGCUGUACUUCUGCUGGCAUAUGUUUGACUGCUGCAGGUUCUGAGGAAGAAUUAACUCCAGACAGACAGCAGUCUCAGUGUUGGCCUCUCUGUUCUGGGAUGUUGCACUGUCUCUUGAGUUUCACUAAGUGCCAGCGCUCCACAAACUGUUACAUUUACCUUUAGCUGGUGUAUUCCCGUUCUUGUUCAGAAGCUUCUUGGAGGCCAUAUGCUAACAAAAGUCUCCUAAGUUGUUUCCAAUCUUUUUUUGUUUGGGUGCUUAUAAGAUAUUGGAAACAUGUAUAUCCUACUUCAUCCCCAGUAAUACACAAAUUUAGAAAGCUGUAUUUUCUGCAGGAAGAAAUAAUGAUUUAAUGUUGCAUGUUCCCUUAGUGCAUGUUGUAUAUUUGAUUUGUACAACCGCUUUUGAAGUGAUAUGCACUGUGAACUGUGACUCCUGCCAUACAUUUUUUGG